Messenger RNA from Colletotrichum aenigma, 1578 nucleotides. It is a transcript of the gene EGT, whose product is annotated as Ecdysteroid UDP-glucosyltransferase. The record is from RefSeq and is a predicted model, not a curated record. Gene Ontology annotation, molecular function: UDP-glycosyltransferase activity. The transcript has 3 exons. NCBI's taxonomy places the organism in Eukaryota, Fungi, Ascomycota, Sordariomycetes, Glomerellales, Glomerellaceae. Bases 1 to 1578 code for a protein of 525 amino acids.
AUGGCUACUUCCCCAGAAACCUUCCACAAACGCAGGAUCCUCCUCGUCUCAACCGUCGGCGGCUUCACCCACGCAGCCCCGGUUCUCGAACUCGGCGCGGUCCUUGCGGCACGCGCCCACGAGGUCCAUUUCGGCACCAACACGGGUCAAGAACAUUGGGCUUCCGCUUACCCAUCCAUCAGUCGCGUCCAUAGCUUCGGCCCCGCCCUCCCGGACGAUGAGGCGGAGCAGCAUUACACCCGCAUGAGGCAAUGGCGGCCCAGCGAUGGCGUCGGCUCGAUCAUGCAGUCCAAGUACCUCUUCGAUUCGUAUUGGCCGGACGCCUAUUUCCACCUACGUGAGCUGGUGCUGGAUCCGGAUACUAGGCCAGACAUGAUCGUUGCCGACUUCUUCGUUGAUGCUGCCGCCAAAGAUAUGAUGAUCGAGUUCGGUGUGCCCAUUGCCAUCAUGUGGCCGCAGAUGCCUUAUCUACUGGCCCCGGCGAGCUACACACCCGGCCAGCCCGGGUUCCAAGUCGACUUCACACCGACGUCGGAAAGGGCAUCCAUCUGGUCGCGCAUCAGGAACGAAAUGGUGUUGUUCUGGGCUCUGCCGCAUAUCAUGGCGUGGACGCGGUGGUUCAAGAAAUUGAGGAAGCGGCAGGGCGUCCAUCACGCGUUGCCAGUGGCUGCAAAACCGAAUCACCUCGUCUUCAUCAACUCGUUCUUCGGUCUUGAGCCUCCCAAGGACUUGCCGCCUCUGAUGGUUCCGGUAGGCCCGAUACUCAGCGAUGAGUUUGCUGGGCUCGACGAUAUGUAUCUGGAUUUCCUCGAGUCUCAUGACAAGACUGUGUACAUAGCUCUUGGCACCCACAUCGUCCUCCCUGACGAGGACUUGGCCAAGCUGAUUCGUGGUUUCAUCAUAGCAUUGGAUAUGGGGCACAUCAACGGCGUGAUAUGGUCCAUGCCAGCAGCCGCCAAGGGACGUGCCGAUACGACGGCCUCUUUUGUGAGGAAGUGUGGGUCAAAUCUGACAGUCGGGCGGAUUUUUGAUGGAAGACACUCGGAGUUUCUCGUCACAAGCUUUGCGCCGCAGCGAGCCAUACUACAGCACACCAGUACCAGGCUCUACCUCACUCACGGAGGUAGCUCCAGCGCGAACGAAGCCCUAUUCCAUGGAAAGCCCGUUCUCGUCAUGGGCUACUUCUUCGACCAGCUCGCUAACAGUGCGCGCUUGGUCGAGGCGGGAGUCGGUCUGGCCAUGGACAAGUUUGACUUGACGCCCGAGGGGAUGGCCAGCCGAAUUUGGGCCAUUGUAGUCGACCCCGAAGGCAAGAUUGCCAGAAACGUCGAGCGCAUGAAGAGAAUUGCGCGCGUCGCUUCGCGGAGGAAGCACCUUGCUGCUGACAUGGUGGAGGAGGUCAUCCACGACCACGAGCUACGCUUCAGACGUGGCCAAGAACUCCGGCCCAUGCAUCUCCAGACCGCGGAUAUGAGAAUGCCAAUUUGGAAGGCGCGGAAUUGGGACUUGUGGGCUGCUUCGCUUCUGUUUGCGACGAUGACUGGUUAUGGAGAUGUUGCGAAGGCUCAAGAUUGGUGA